AUGGGGAUGGAUAAGAUCUUUCAAGUUAUGAGGUGCCAGGAUCCUCAGAAGCUUAUGUAUUUUAUGUAUAUGCUGGAGGGUGAUGCCCACGAGUGGUGGUGUAAUGUAUCUCGCCCUUAUGUUAUUCAGGAGUAUUUUCCCAGGGAUGUCCGGGAAGCUAAACAGGGGGAAUUUGAUAAAUUGGUACAUGGUUCUUUAUCUGUGGAUGCUUAUUUGGCCAAGUUUAAUAAGUUGGUCAAGUUUGCCAAUUUUGGGGGUACUAUGCAUACUCUGGAUUUCUUAUCUGCGAAGUAUUCUAAAUGUAAUUCUUCUAAUGAUCAAGAGGUAAAUAGGACGGCUGGUCUUUCUGGUUCUAAUUACAAGGAUCUUCUUCACCACCAUAAUAAUAAUAGAGGUAGGGGGUUGCAGGUAAGGCAACCUCCUAAUCAAUUCAAGAGGGGUGGUGGCCAGAGGGGUGGAUUUAAUGAUAGAAAUUCUACUCCACAAUGUGAAAAAUGUAAGAGGUACCACAGGGGUCCUUGUACUGCUGCUCCAAAUUCUUGCAUCAAAUGUGAUAAGGUUGGACAUUAUACUAGAGAAUGUUAUAGCAAUACUGGACAGGCUACGAAUCUGCAGGUCUUUCCAUUUGUUCCUACUGUGGAACGUGUGUAUACUACUAAUGUAUAG
Molecule: messenger RNA, 666 nt
Organism: Gastrolobium bilobum
Lineage: Eukaryota; Viridiplantae; Streptophyta; Magnoliopsida; Fabales; Fabaceae
Exons: 3
Coding region: 1-666 (221 amino acids)
Molecular function (GO): nucleic acid binding; zinc ion binding
Source: RefSeq, a predicted model, not a curated record